This is a messenger RNA of Symbiodinium necroappetens, 158 nucleotides long. The record is from the annotation of a GenBank genome assembly. NCBI's taxonomy places the organism in Eukaryota, Dinophyceae, Suessiales, Symbiodiniaceae.
GUGGGGUGAACUGGCUGGGCGCCCAAGACUUUCGUGAGCUCUUCGAAUCCCUCGACAGAGACGGCUCUGGAAAACUGAGCCUAGGAGAGCUCCUGAGCAUGGCAAUGCAGCUCUCAGACCUCGCCGAGCGGUUGCAGCGCUUCUGUACCGACAACGCA